GCCCGCGGGCCGGCAGCACCCUCUGCUCCUCCCCUGGCCGGCCACUGCCCGGCGUGUUAGUGCCGCCGUCAUGGAUCUGAUUUUAAACCGAGCGGAUUAUUUACAGGUUGGUGUGACCUCUCAGAAGACUAUGAAGCUACUUCCUUCCUCAAAACAUAGAGCUACACAAAAGGUGGUUAUUGGUGAUCAGGAUGGGGUUGUUAUGUGUUUUGGAGUCAAGAAAGGAGGAGCAGUGGCAGUCUUUAAGACUCUACCUGGACAGAAGAUUGCAAGGCUGGAGCUAGGAGGGGUUCUCAACACACCUCAGGAAAAAAUUUUUAUUGCUGCAGGAUCUGAGAUUAGAGGCUUCACAAAGAGAGGGAAACAGUUCCUGUCCUUUGAAACAAACCUCACUGAAAGCAUUAAAGCUAUGCACAUAUCUGGCUCAGACCUCUUUCUCAGUGCAAAUUACAUUUAUAACCAUUAUUGUGACUGCAAAGACCAACAUUAUUACCUUUCGGGGGACAAAAUCAAUGACAUCAUCUGCCUUCCAGUGGAAAGAUCACCUCUUAUUACACCGAUACUGGCCUGCCAAGAUAGAGUACUCAGAGUUUUACAGGGAUCUAAUCUCAGAUAUGAAGUUGAAGUCCCUGGACCACCUACUGUUUUAGCACUGCACAAUGGAAAUGGCGGUGAUUCUGGGGAAGACCUUUUGUUUGGAACAUCAGAUGGGAGACUUGGGCUUAUUCAGAUCACUACGUCUAAUCCAAUCCAUAAGUGGGAAAUUCGAAAUGAAAAACAGAGGGGAGGUAUUUUAUGUGUUGAUAGCUUUGACAUCGUAGGAGAUGGGGUGAAAGAUUUACUUGUCGGGAGAGAUGAUGGAACAGUGGAAGUGUAUAGUUUUGAUAAUGCAAGUGAACCCUUUCUACGAUUUGAUCAGACCUUGUCUGAAAGUGUUACAUCUAUUCAAGGUGGUUGUAUAGGGAAAGACGGCUAUGAUGAAAUUGUGGUAUCCACAUAUUCAGGCUGGGUCACUGGUCUGACAACUGAACCUGUUCAUAAGGAAAGUGGACCAGGAGAAGAAUUAAAAAUUAAUCAGGAGAUGCAGAAUAAAAUUUCUUCUUUAAGGAGUGAGUUGGAACAUUUGCAGUAUAAAGUACUACAGGAAAGAGAGAAAUAUCAACAGUCUUCUCAGUCAAGCAAAGCAAAAUCAGCAGUACCUUCAUUUAGUGUAAAUGACAAAUUCAUAUUAAAUAAAGAUGAUGCCAGCUAUAGCCUUAUCUUAGAGGUGCAGACAGCAAUAGAUAAUGUCUUAAUACAGAGUGAUGUCCCAAUAGAUUUACUUGAUGUGGAUAAAAAUUCUGCUGUUGUCAGCUUUAGCAGCUGUGAUUCUGAGUCAAAUGACAACUUUCUUCUUGCUACUUAUCGGUGCCAAGCAAAUACUACAAGGCUGGAACUCAAGAUUCGUUCAAUUGAAGGCCAGUAUGGCACACUUCAAGCAUAUGUGACCCCAAGGAUUCAACCCAAAACCUGUCAGGUCUGCCAGUACCAGAUCAAACCCCUUUCACUUCAUCAACGAACUCACUCUAUUGAUCAUGACAGCAAGCAAAGUUGUGUCAUUGGCUUACCACAGCUCAUUUACUUAUUUUAUAGAAAAGGAGAAGGAGUUUUUAAGUCUGACAACAUUUCUACUAUAUCCAUUCUAAAAGAUGUUCUCUCCAAAGAAGCUACAAAGAAGAAAAUUAACCUCAACAUAUCAUAUGAGAUCAAUGAAGUAUCAGUCAAACACACUUUAAAGCUAAUCCAUCCAAAACUAGAGUACCAAUUGCUUUUGGCUAAGAAAGUACAGUUAAUUGAUGCUCUAAAAGAAUUGCAAGUUCAUGAGGGAAAUACAGACUUUCUGAUACCGGAAUACCGCUGUAUAUUAGAAGAGGCCGAUCACCUACAGGAAGAGUACAAAAAGCAACCUGCACAUCUUGAAAGGCUCUAUGGCAUGAUCACUGAUCUUUUCAUCGAUAAGUUCAAGUUUAAAGGCACCAAUGUGAAAACCAAAGUACCUCUGCUCCUGGAGAUUCUGGACAGUUAUGAUCAAAAUGCACUGAUUGCUUUCUUUGAUGCCGCAUGAAAAAUAAUCAAGGUAAAAUCCCAAAGAAGUGACUCUUUAAAAGGAAAAAAUAAAAAACAAUUAUAAACUGACCAUAUGAGAGGGUUUCAACAUUGAUGGAAAAAUUCCAUUAUCUUUUAAUUUCAUUUCCCACCAACUGUUUGAAGCCCCCUUGUAUAUACUUUUAUUUCAAGUGCUUUUUAGUAUCUUUUUUUUUUCAGAUACAACUUUAAGUAACACUUCUAUUUACAUUGACAAUGGAACUUUUUAAUAUUUAAAAUAAAACUGGAUGGCCAUUUA
This is a messenger RNA of Echinops telfairi (small Madagascar hedgehog), 2383 nucleotides long. RefSeq names its product Bardet-Biedl syndrome 7 (gene BBS7). The transcript is spliced from 19 exons. The record is from RefSeq and is a predicted model, not a curated record. The coding region runs from base 71 to 2104 and encodes 677 amino acids. Gene Ontology annotation, biological process: intracellular transport; intracellular protein localization; non-motile cilium assembly. Gene Ontology annotation, cellular component: ciliary basal body; BBSome; neuron projection. Gene Ontology annotation, molecular function: protein binding. NCBI's taxonomy places the organism in Eukaryota, Metazoa, Chordata, Mammalia, Afrosoricida, Tenrecidae.